This is a messenger RNA of Serendipita indica DSM 11827, 1251 nucleotides long. The record is from the annotation of a GenBank genome assembly. Lineage: Eukaryota; Fungi; Basidiomycota; Agaricomycetes; Sebacinales; Serendipitaceae.
AUGUUCAUCUCGCUCGCGCUUCUUGCGCACCUCUUCACGUUCAUUUCCGUCGCCCUCUCCCCUUCCCCCGUCGCGGCCGCCCCGUCCCGCUACGUCCACCCAGGGGUAUUUCUGUCCCGCCUUCAGCUUGAUUUCAUCCGCCUCAAAGUCAUCUUGAAACUUGAACCGUGGAAGACUGCCUACGAUGCAAUGCUCGCAACGCCCAUGGCCUUUCUUAACCGCACCGCUACGCCCUGGCAAGUCGUCGAGUGUGGAUCCAAUUCAAAUCCAAACAAGGGAUGUACACCCGAGCGUCAGGACGCAUUAGCGGCGUAUGCAAUGUCUUUGGCAUGGUAUAUUGAGCGCAAAGAAGUCUAUGCUCAAAAGGCACUCGAGUACAUGAAUGCGUGGUCCUAUGUUCUCCAGGGUCAUAAUAAUACAAACGCACCCCUACAGACUGGAUGGUCUGGCGCCAACUGGGCGCGCGCAGCAGAGAUUAUGCGACAUACUUACCCAGGUUGGCAAGCAGCGGAUAUCGCUCAAUUCGAGACCAUGCUCCGAACGGCCUAUGUCCCUCAACUCCUGGUUGGUUCAAAUAGCAACGGCAACUGGGAACUCGUCAUGAUGGAAGCCGCAAUCGGCAUUGCCGUUUUCCUCGAAGAUUCCUCCGUCUACGACGCCGCCAUGGCCAAGUUCCUCGGUCGUGUACCAGCGUACAUCUACCUCUCCUCUGACGGAGACCUUCCGAAAAUCGCUCCUUCGCAAAAUGCCACACUCAAUACGCCCGCCAAACUCAUCAAAUACUGGCAAUACCAGGACACGUUCGUCGACGGUCUCACCCAAGAGACCUGCCGCGACUAUGCACAUGCAGGAUAUGGUCUCGCGUCCAUUGGACACGUCAUGGAGACGGCGAGAAUCCAGGGUGACAACAUGUACUCUGACGGAUGGGGUCGUCUCAAGGACUUUGGAACGAGACUGUUCAAAGCCCUCGAGUUCCACGCCCAGUAUGAGCCUACGGGUGGAAACUUGACGGUACCAAGCUGGUUGUGCAAUGGAACCAUCAGUCGUGGUUUGGGUCCAAUUACCGAAGUUGGCCUCAACGCCCUCCAUGCCCGCUUGCGCUACCCACUUCCAUACACGGAAAAGUACCGUUGCUCAGAGACCGGCUGGAACAAACUAUCUCUUCGUCGCUUGGGAAACGCUCACUCACGGUGGAUGCGAGUCUGGAUGGGGAUGGUGGUAAUCUCUUUCUUUGCACAUACAGAACAGUAG